Molecule: messenger RNA, 2130 nt
Organism: Pocillopora damicornis (cauliflower coral)
Lineage: Eukaryota; Metazoa; Cnidaria; Anthozoa; Scleractinia; Pocilloporidae
Molecular function (GO): protein binding
Source: RefSeq, a predicted model, not a curated record
AUGGGUAAAGUUUCUGAGCUCCGACCUUCGGCAUGUCUGCCUGUGAUACAGUUUUUAAUUGUGCUGUCAUCCGCAGCUUUAGGAUUGUGUUGUUUAGAAGACGUUCAUCCAGGGACUUGUACUUGUACACCUUUUGGCGAUAGUCGAACUAUCGUGAAGUGCUCUGGAAUUACACAGGUGCCUGAUGAUUUGCCAUCGAAUACAGUGAUAUUGAAUCUUUCAGGUAAUCAUCUGACGUCUAUCAAAGAGGAUGCUUUCACAAACCUGACGUCGCUUAAGAAUGUAGAUCUUUCGUGGAACGAUUUGAGGUCAGUUCCAAAGAACACCUUUCGAAAUUUGACGCUGCUUGAGACAAUAAAUAUCAACAACAACUUUAUCCAAGGUGGAUUUUAUCUUCCAAAAAACUCGGCAAUAGUCUUAGUACGCUUUAAUAGACUAUCUUUGAUUGACCUGAAACUUAUUUUGAAACAUUCUAAGAGAAUCAAAAAUUUAGAUAUAACUGGAAAUCCAAUCGGACCUAACUUGACAGUGGACACUUUUGAAGGCUGUGAAAGUAUGAUCUUUCUAUGUUUGAGAAAAUGUGGACUAAAGCAUAUUGAGAGCGGAACCUUUAAAUCGAUGGAGCAAUUAGCUGACCUGGAUCUGCAUAACAAUUCUCUUUCAACGAUUCUUGAUGGAACAUUCAGUCGUUUCAAGAGCCUCUCUUCUUUACUUCUGAAAACCAACAAGUUAACAUCUGUGCCAGAUUUAACUGGCCUCACUAGUUUGAUUAAGUUAGACAUGGAACGUAACAAAAUCAAGGACAUAUCACGACUCAACAGCGCAACCUCAAAAGUCGUGAAAGACCUGUUAUUGGGAAAUAAUGACAUCAAAGAGCUACCAACCGAUAUCUUUCAGAACUUACCCGUCGCAUACACUUUGGAUUUGUCCUUCAAUAAUCUCCAGUUCAUACCACAUGAGGCGUUUUCUGGGUGCAAGCAGUUAGUUCGGUUGGCGUUAAGUUACAAUUACAUCUCAGAAAUCAGCCGCCGCUCAUUCGCUGGGCUCAAAAAUCUGCGCAUGUUUCUCUAUACGUACAUAAUGUAUAUACUAUUAAUAAUCAUCGUGCCACAAUCUUUUACUUCUUUUAACAUUAGGUCGCUCGUAAACAACAGUCUGGCUUUCAUUCCUGAAAACACUUUUGCUGACACUCCGUUACAAAUUUUGUUCCUUCACGGAAACAGAAUCAAAGAUGUUGAUAGCAACGGUUUUCGAGGCCUCAGUGACCUUAAAUCGAUGACACUAUUUGACAAUCCCCUAAAAUUUCUUCCAAGACAGAUGUUCAUGGGAAUUAAUACAAAUGCUACAUUGGCUGUUUCAUGUAAAAACCUUCGAAAGAUUCCACGAGGGAAGUCUACUUUUCCUUUAAUCGAAUGUGCUCCGUCAGCUACCUUCCACGUAGUCCUCUGCAAUGAUGAAAUUGGGUUUGUAAUGAGGGGACUCAUAGGUUUUAUGUGCCGAAAAUACAGGCACGGUCCUUUACGCAGGUGCUAUAACUGCAGUUUUUGCUCGGUGGGUACCUAUUAUCCGACAGUUGACUCACACACCAAUUGUUUAAAGUGUCCCGCAGGAGGCUUUUAUCAAGAUGAGAUGGGUCAAUAUGGAUGCAAGAUUUGCAGCACGGGUACCUAUGUUCCUGAGGAACAGCAUCCUGGAAAAAGUCCUAAUGACUGUCGCGCAUGCCCAUACGGUACUAGAACUAAUGAAACCGCUGGUUACCGUGCAUGUCGAUGCCUUCAUAAAUUCUACCGCUUGAAUCGUUUUGGUCCCUGCAAAUCGUGUCCAUAUCAUGGAAUGAACUGUGAGGAUGAUACGGCAAUAUUAGCACCAAAUUACUUUUGGAAAUGGAACAGCUCCGAAAAAAUGGAAUUUUACUUAAGUUUCGUCCACAACAUUCAUAUUACCACAGCUAAAUACAAUAAAACCUUCUCCAUUUUUGAAGGACAGUUGCCAAAGCCUCUGAAGUGCCCUUAUCCAGACUCAUGUAAGGGCGGAAUAAACUCAAAGUGUAACACUGGCUACCAGGGUACCCUCUGUGCGGCAUGUUCCUCGUACCAUUAUCUUAGAUUCAACAGAUGUUUAAAAUGUUAA